UAUUGUUAAACACUACCUAUCGAGAGUUAACUUUCAAGUUUCAUCAUUUCAAAGGAAAAUAUCUGAGCAAUCAAUAUUUGUUCUUGUUUCGUUCGUUUCAUAAGACUGCGGCGGUCCGUGCGUGCUGCGUGUAGUGUGUAUAGUACAGUUCAACUUCCUAACCUUAGGUGAACUCACGUUUACGGUCACCUUUCGUAAUCGGAAAGUUUAUGUGAAUCUAAUAAUACGAAAUUCUGCCUACUUAACAUUAGACUGUUAGACGAUAACAUAUUCGUUUUAUUGUCUAGAUUAUCUAGAACUAUAAAGCGCGAGUGAAUAAUCUAUAAAGGAAAUAGUUGAUUAUAAAAGUGCUACAAAUAUUUGGUAUUUAGUUGAAGACUGCAGAUGUCUGGAGCGACCAUGAACGGGCAUCAACUACCUGACGUGUUACCACCAGGCUACAAGGUAGAAGAAAUUGAGAUACCAGUUCCUUGGGGUCACGUCGCGGGACGGUGGUGGGGGCCGCGGGACAAGCAGCCAGUCAUUGCCAUCCAUGGCUGGCAGGACAAUGCAGGCACGUGGGACAAUCUGAUCCCCCUCCUACCAGUCACAACCUCCGUCCUCUGCAUAGACUUGCCAGGACAUGGUCUAUCCACACACUAUCCCAAAGGCAUGCUCUAUUACAUCUUCUGGGACGGCAUUGUCCUUCUACGGCGGAUAGUUAAACAUUUCGAUUGGAGCAAAAUCACCCUAAUGGGACAUUCGCUCGGUGGCGCCCUCAGUUUCAUGUACGCAGCCUCAUUCCCUGAUGAUGUAGAGAAAAUUAUUUGCGUCGACAUCGCCAGCCCAGCGGUCAGAGAGCCAAGUACUAUGGUCAAGGGUACUGGACAGGGCAUUGACAAAGUUUUAGAAUAUGAGAAUUUACCUAUGGAGAAAGUACCUUGUUACGAGUACGAGGAGAUGAUAGAUAUCGUCUGUGAGGCGUACAAAGGCUCGAUUUCAAGGGAGAACUGCAAAGUUCUGAUGAAGCGGGGCAUGAUGCCUACUCCAGCACAUUUGAAGAAGAAAGGUUAUUUCUUUAGAAGGGAUCCUAAGUUAAAAGUGUCUGGGUUGGCGAUGAUGUCGAUAGAAACGGCUUUAGAGUACGCUUCCAAGGUCAAGUGCAAAGUCCUAAAUAUUCGUGCGUUGCCUGGUCAAAGGUGGGAGAAGUUAGAUUAUUAUUUGAGUGUAGUAGAGAAGAUGAAGUCUACGGCCGAUGUACGGUACGUAGAAGUGGAAGGGACGCAUCACAUUCACUUAGAAGAUCCAGACAAAAUAGCACAUAUUGUUGAAGAUUUUCUAGAAGAUUAUUAGUUUAGUCUAGGUUUAUUGCUAAUGUGAUAUUUUUGUGAUGCGUAAAUGCACUGUAGUUAGGUCCAGUUAUGAAACUAGUAGUUUUUAUGUCUCAAAGCUUAAGCACAUUAAGGAAUCCAGUGAUUUUAAUACAAUCCAUAGUUAGUAUAAUUUUGUAAGUUAAUUUCAUUCUGAUUUUUUGAUUUGAAAUACCAAAGGUAGUGAAUUUGAAGCUAAACUGUUUUUACCGUAUCCUCCAAAGUACAAAUGAAGAUGGGAAUUCAACUUAAUUGUGAUUAGUUUAUGGGUUACUUUGCUUUGUACUUUGGGUUAUUUAAUUUAUUCCUAAUUUAUUUAACUUAUGUUUAGUGUUUUAUGAAACAAUUGAAUGUGUGUUGUGAGAAAUUUAAGUACUUUUAAGAUAAAUAAUUGCUUACAUAUAUGAGAGCUAAGAAUACUUAUUAUUAUAAUUGUCAUAGAUUGGCAUUUGUUAUGGGCGCUGUGAAUCAUAAAAAGCAUAAGCAGAUGUUCUAUAAAAUGUACGUAACUUGUCUGUUAGACAAAUUUGUGUCUUAUCCAAGUCUAAAUACAGUAGCAUUUCCAGUGUUUCGCAAAGAAAUAGUAGUCACAAUACUCACAGUGUUGAUAAUCACAAUUAGUUAUACAAAAUUGUUCCUUAUUCACCAAGAUUCAGAGUCUGAAAUACUACAAACAAAGAAAAUAAUCGAAUAAUUAACAUAGAAAGCUUGUUUUAAUAUCGGUUUUCUUUGAAAUUGUAUUAUAAGGGCUCAUACACACGAGCGGGUCGGCGGCUGCAGUUACCUCUGAAGUUAGCUACAUCCCGCUUGUGUAAGAGCUUUACGUUUUAAUGCAAUGUUAAUUAGAAACAAAAUAUUAAUUUUAUUAGCAUUUUAAAUGUGAGGUUAAAAGGUUGUAAGACUUUGGGAGGAGUGUUUAAGGUAAAAAAAAUAGUUGUAGGUAAAAGAUGAAUGAUAUUUUUGUAUGGAAUCGAAAUGUCCGCAAGAGUAUAUAGAAUUGUAAGAUGUUAGCCUGGUAUAGUAAAUAACAUAUUUAUAUUAGAAGCUUUUUAAAAUAAUGUUGACGAAAAAUGAACUUUGCUUCCUAAGAGCUAAAAUCCAUUUUUCAAAUUUGCGUGUGCGAGCUAAAUGUGUAGGCAAUUAUUUGCUUUACGCUGUUAGAAAUAGAGAUUAAAAUGAUUUUAUUCAUAGUUGGGAUUUGAGUAAAGUGUUGAUAUGACUAUUAUUGUUGAAUACCGUCGAUUUACUUAUAGUGUUUAUAAAUACAUUUUAAAAUUAAAAAUUCGAGUAACUUUGACAUUUAGCGCAUCACGCACGCUGCUCAUGAAUAAGAGCCCCGUUGUGACUUGAAACUAGUAGAGUGUUUCUUAAUUAGUUCACAUAAGCCAUUAAAUCGAAAUUAAAAUAUUUCAAAGGAAAAAUCGACUACUUUUAAUCAGUUUUAUUAUGUACCAACAACUCCAUCAGUUCUGUAAAUUAUCGUUUAUGUUAAAUCGUCGGUACAUUCUACGUAUAAGCAAAGUAGGUAUUAUAAAUUCUAUUGUCUAGCUGAUCAGGCGAUCACAAUACAGAAACAUGAUAGAAACACGUAAAAGAAAUUGUUUUAAUUAAGACUUAACUUAUUUAUAUACAAGUUAUUCAUUAGAGUUUGACUCGUGACGCGUUUCACGUAAUUUCUUUAUCGGCUUAUUUUUACUGCAUGGUUUUCUGACAACUCAUACGAUGCUGUUACCUGAUUCAGAAUUCGAAUACCGACGACAAAAGUACCAAUAUGACUUUUUCCGAGUUAUAUGUAUGUAGGUACUUUCUAAGAUUAUUUAGACACCACUGACUAACAACGGUAAAGGAAAUGUAAGUUUCUUUAUAAUCUGAUUAUAAGUUUGGAAUCGCCAGUCUGCAUUGAGUAAGCGUAGUGAGUAAUGCUUAAAUGAAACGAAAAGAGGCUUUUGGUCAGCAGUGGCCACUUAUAGGCUCUUGGAAUAUUAGUGCACAUUCUACUUUUUAUAGCGCAAUCUAUUUUCAAUUGUGAUGUAAAUUAGACUAAGAACCAUAUUGCAAAAACAAUCUACAUUCUUACGGCCACACUCAAAGACAUGAAAUGAUUACUUAAACUAUUCCUUAGUAACGAUUUUGUUCUGAAAACAAUUGCCAAGGACUGGGUUAAGUAACCAUUAAAUGACUCUGAGUAUGGCGGUUUAACUUUGAAUUGUAUAAUUCCUUUUUUUAUUAAUGAGCUUUGCCACUUAGAUACCACAUAGCCCUGUACUAAAAAUAAUAAAAAAUAGUUAUGAUCACUAUAAGUAGAAGUAGUCUUUAAGUAAAUUGGUAAUUGAAAAUUGUGGAUCUCCAUUCUAAUGCUGUUUAGAAUCAGUUUUUCUACACCAUGGCUAUUUAUAACCAAUAAAAACAAUAACGAAGUGGUUUUUUAAACUAAUUAAGUAUGUGAGUAUGUAUAAAAGGUCUUUGUUUCCUCUAAGUUAAUAGGGUAAUUCCAUUGUGACGUCACAUAAUAAAUUAUAGCUUGUAGGUUAUUGUAAUACAGUAGAACGUGAUACAUUAGAAGAAAUUCCAUUUGUGUACAUUUUAUAUAGAUAUAUGUUGAAACAAAAGGGGCUGCAGUUUUUCUCUUCAGAUGGUACUAAUGUAGGUCUGUUGGUCGGUUGGUUUAAUCAUUUUAACAGUGAACAAUAAAUGCCCAAUGAUUUAUGAUGCUAUAGUACCUAGUGCCAUUACAAACGUGCGUUUGGCUGUCAUAAGUAUUUUUUUCGAUUUUGUUAAACGUAAAAAAGCAAACUCCUACUAAGGGUAACGUACUGAUAAAAAUGUCUCACUCACACUUAUGCAAGUUAGUAUUGGCCCAACUACUAAAGGCUCUUUUGAUCAAAUAGAUCUUAUGUUACAUUAGCUCUAUUUGGCGACCAAAAAAUACAGCCGUCAAUAGAUUAAUUCCAAAUGUCUAUUACUCUAUACACAAAAGAAAAGUGCAAAGUUGUCUUCCUAUAUUGUUUUUAUGGUAAAUUGAGGUAAACGACCGACAAAGCCGAUCACGUGCCUGUUUCAUAAAAUGGCGCCAUUUAUUAAAAUGCUGUCAAUGUCAAACUGACAUACGUCAUAAAAAUUAACUGUCUAAUUUUGGAUUGAAUCAAUAAUGUUUAAAUAAUGAGCAUUUGUCUAUGCAUAAUAACUAUUUACGUAAUGAAAUGUUACGUAAAAGUACCUAUGACGUCAGUUUUAAACAUAUGUUAACUUGUACGAUUUAUAAAAAAAGUACCUUGCCUAUGUAUGCAUGGAAUUUUGUGGUAAACUCUUUCAUUAACUUUCUAUUGUAUGUAAAUUAUUUUUAGUUUUUUUUCCAUUAAUUUACAUAGGCACAGACAGUUACUAGUAAAAUAUUAAUUCGUCUGUCUGUCUCGGUCGCAUACCUCAAAACUGAUAUACAAUGUGAUAGGGGCGAGACUUCUAACCCGUUAAGGCUGAGUUCUACACCUAAUUUUAUCGACAAAAGUCGGGGGUCGAAGUGGUCGAAUCCCCUCCCCCUAAAAGUUAUGGCUAUUUUAAUAUUUUUUUUACUUUUUUUGAUAUCAAAGGUUGUAUGCGUCGUAGAAACAAAAAAAAAAACGACAAGCGGUAGCUAAUAACCUUGGCUAACUAAUUCAUUACCUUUUUCAUAUGUUUGAUAAUGUUUUGGUGAGAAAAAAAAUCAUUUGUGAAUUAUUUUUACCGAAAAAAUCACAAUUUUUCAAUAUUUUCAAUUAGGGGUUCAACUCCCCAUAUUAUUUUUUUUGUCGAUAAAAUUAGAUGUAGUACUCAGCCUUAACGGGUUAGAAGUCCCACCCCUAUCACAUUGUAGUUAUAAUUUUUAAAUGAAAUGUCAGGAAUAUAUUUUUGUAUGACUUUAAUUGAUGUAAACGCUAUAGUUUGACCAGAAACCGCUUUACCUACUACUGAGGUACUGUACCAUAGGGCUUUAAGUCUUCUUAACAUAGCAUUUUUGUACAUUAAAGUAAAUUAUUUAACUAACCAAAUAUUCGGAUCGGUUUGUCGGAGUAACCACCGACGCCCGCCCCAUCCGCGCAUAAACGUGUUUAACAAUGGUAUCUGUCAAACUAUAGCUAAUAGCAAAUUCAACAAUUGUUAAAAUAAUUGAAAUAAAAUAUCAACUUCGAUUCGCACCAUAUCAUUAUAAUUUAUAAAACUAUUUAUUUAUUGACAACAAAUAACGUAGUAAGUAUUAAAAUUCACAAUGUUAUAAAUAAAAUAAAAAAAUGUUAAAUCUUA
Molecule: messenger RNA, 5627 nt
Organism: Spodoptera frugiperda (fall armyworm)
Lineage: Eukaryota; Metazoa; Arthropoda; Insecta; Lepidoptera; Noctuidae
Gene: kraken
Product: probable serine hydrolase
Exons: 2
Coding region: 385-1332 (315 amino acids)
Source: RefSeq, a predicted model, not a curated record